Cylicocyclus nassatus is the source of this 1006-nucleotide messenger RNA. Lineage: Eukaryota; Metazoa; Nematoda; Chromadorea; Rhabditida; Strongylidae. The record is from the annotation of a GenBank genome assembly.
UCAAAUGUGGCAGUGUAUACUCAUAUGUUAUUCUAUAGUGCAGCAUUGUCUAUGCUUCACUGUCGUUUUAACGCAGAUUUUGUUGAUAUGUUGCAAAAGAAGAGAAAAAGAGAGUGCAGAACCAAGCCAUAUGCCGCUGCCACCAGAUGCAUCAAAGACUCAAGAAAGUGGCACUCCCAGCGAUGGAACCAAAGAGUCGGCGACAAAGCUCAGCAAAGAAGCUCCCACCCAACUUGGGACAGAUACUACAAAAAGCAAGGAGACUAUUACUGUCAAGACGGAAGAGGGAUAUGAUGUUAACAAGAUCAAACAUUUUGUCGAGGAAAGACGAAAGGAUAGCACUAAAACAGACUUACGAUCAGUGCAAGACUUGGUAUUCCAGUAUAACCCGAAACAUCCAUUAGGCUCACUUCCACCACCCUCUAGUCCAAAAGGGAGUCAGAAGGUGAAAGAGUUGGCGCUAGAGCGAACGCAAGUCACUUCUUUGGAAAAGGAAGACGACCGUGAAUUAUCCGUUAUAGUACCUACAACCUCCUUUUUGGGUCCACCAAGUGCUAAAGGUUCUCUACCAACACUGUCUGUUUAUGAUCCACUGGGUUUGAUACCGCCACAUCCUUCACAACCGCCGCCAGUGCCAUCGCCGGUUUCGCCGCCACCAGCCUUACCGUCGUUAACAGGGGUUCCAGACAAAGAGAAAACGAAGUCACAACAGCCUUCACUGAGUACUCCGCCAACGCAAGCUCCGAACAAAGAGACGGCAUCAAAAUCGUCACAAAUUUCACUCAGCCCUAUGCCAAAUUCACAAGUGCACUCGAAGCCUAUGGAUAAAGGAGCUGCAUCGACACCGGCAUCAUUGAGUAUCAAGCCGACUCCUCCAGCGACUCCACAGCCAAGGGCACGUCUGACGCCAAAUACAUCGACAGAGAAACAGCCACCAAACGAUGCAGAACCGGCGAAAAAAUAGCAGAACACACUCCAGAAACAUGUCAUACUUCAAAAGCUUACU